This is a messenger RNA of Clupea harengus (Atlantic herring), 2239 nucleotides long. Its product is annotated as urokinase-type plasminogen activator-like. Gene Ontology annotation, molecular function: serine-type endopeptidase activity. Gene Ontology annotation, biological process: regulation of cell adhesion mediated by integrin; plasminogen activation. The record is from RefSeq and is a predicted model, not a curated record. Lineage: Eukaryota; Metazoa; Chordata; Actinopteri; Clupeiformes; Clupeidae.
CAGUCAACAGAUCUCUACCAUCUCUGUACGCACCACAGCGAGGCAGCAAGCUUUAGCAGCAGAUCUCUAGCAGGUCUUAUAGAGAUCACAUCUCCUGCUCCUGCUCAGGACAGCAUCCCAGCACACAGAACAAGACAGCGUCUCCAAAUAAGGAAGCGAAGCGACAAGUCUGCCACCAUGACUCCAAUCAUAAUCCUCUCACUGGUGAUGGUCCUCAUCGCACACUCUGAACAGUCUGUGCAGGGGAGGUGGCCUUACACACCUAAUGACUCAGGUGAGUGUGUGAAAGGCAAAGGACUGGGCUACAGGGGUAAGGUUUCCGUGACGAAACGAGGAGACGUCUGUGCAAACUGGAACCUGGUGAUUGAUGUGUAUUCCUCUUCAUUUUACGGGAGAGGACUGGGCCGCCACAACUACUGCAGAAACCCUGAUUACAGCAGAUUUCCAUGGUGCUGGGUGCAGAAGAAGCGAAACCACUGGGUCCGGCGGUACUGUGACAUCCCAAGCUGUGACACCCUCAAGCCCACAACAACUACGACUACGAGUACGACUACGGCUACGACUACGGCUACGACUACGGCUUCGACUACGACUACGACUUCCAUUCCAACCACACCUGCUGUAGCUGACAGAGACACAGAGUUCACCUGUGGAGAGAGGAAGGAGGUGGGCCGGCACUUCAAGAUUGUGGGUGGAUCCCAAACCCCAGUCUCCUCCCAUCCCUGGAUGGCCUCCAUCUUCUACCGCUCCGGGUUCCGCUGUGGGGGCAGUCUCAUCUCCCCCUGCUGGGUGCUCACGGCAGCACACUGUUUCCCUGACAGAAAGGACUUGAAGAUGCACAAACUCAGUGUUUUUCUGGGGAAGGACGCCAUCAAUGAGACAGACCUCGCCCAGGAGCAGCGCUUUAGGGUGAAGCAGAUCAUCCUUCACGAGGACUACAGAGAGACUGGGAGGGACUUCAACCAUGACAUAGCUCUGCUAGAGAUCGAAGGAGUGGGGAGUGUGGGGUGGCACGGGGAGUGUGCGGUGCGGACAGAGACGGUCAGGACUGUGUGUUUGCCUCCUGCUCACACCACGCUGCCGCCAGGCUCCUUCUGCACCAUCGCUGGCUAUGGAAGAGACCACACUUUGUUCUACACCAAGUACCUGAGGGAAGGUCAGGUGCGUCUGCGCCCCCAGGCCACCUGUGUGAAGGAGGCCCCGGAGCCCAGCAUGGUGACCGAGAACAUGUUCUGUGCCGCCAGCCCAGACUGGGCGACCGACGCCUGCCAGGGCGACUCCGGUGGUCCUCUGGUGUGUGAGGUGGAUGGCCGUAUGUUUCUGUUUGGCAUCAUCAGCUACGGGGAAAAUUGUGCCCAGAGAGGCCAGCCGGGCUUCUACACGCGCGUCACCAACUACAACAAGUGGAUCGCCAGGCAACCGGGCCUCCGCUCUUACACCCUGGGCUCCAUGUACCCACAGAAGUGGUGACGCUUUGCAGCUCUUACACCCUGGGCUCCAUGUACCCACAGAAGUGGUGACGCUUUGGACUGCUUCAGGCAGCCGUGAUGGGCAGCCAUACUGGGGUCCUCUGGUCCCCAGACUCCUUUUUGAGAUGCCGCAGCAACAGCAGCAACAGCAGCAACAGCAACAGCAGCAACAGCAACAGCAACAGCAACAGCAGCAACAGCAUCAUCAGCAGCAGCAGCAGCAGCAGCAGGAGCAUCUCUGUGCUCUCUUUGCAUUUCUACCCCUGGGCAGCUAUAGUUCUGAUCCCUGAGGCGCAGGUCUGUCUGUCUGUCUGUCUGUCUGUCUGUCUGUCUGUCUGUUUACUGUAGUCUUACACGACAAAAGCUGGCGAGAAUCUUUGGCAUCAUUUGGUCUGUACUCUCAGGAGAACCCCGAAAACGGAGUUGAUUAGAACCAGAUAGAACCUGUGCACUUGUCUCUCCUUUGGGAUGACUAAACAAUGUUGUUACCCUGUGGUAUAUGUCCCCAGUGACUUCAUAAGAAUUGACUGAACAUUUAUUUUUUAUUUAUAACAUUGUUUAAUGCUAAUUAUAUAUUUAUAAUACUGAUAAUACGAAAUUAUUUUAUAGGGAUACAUUUGUUUUUUAUAUUUUUAUAUUUUUGUACUUGUAUACCACCAAACAGGCUGGACCUUUCAUUAAUGUUUGUAAUAUUGGUUUUGUUUAUCAUGCACCAGCAUGUCACUGUUCUAUGCUUGAGCUGAAAUAAAUGAUUGCCAGUGUCGUGCCAA